AUGGUGCAGUUGCGGCGGGGGAAAUUGCGGGCGGGUGGCGGUGCAGAAGGGGCAGCGAGAUGCGUGGGUGACGCGGAAGCAGGUGCGUUCUUCCACCUGCGGGAGCUCUUCUCAUUCCCAUCGCCUCCCUUUCCCCAUCCGUUCUCUUCCCACCGCUCCACACUGCACAUUACCAGGUGGGGGCAGACCUACCUCACUCGCGAGUUCUUUCAUCUGCUGGUCGAGCGACUAGGAGAGAAGGUGCUGGUGGUGGUGGCGGAGGAUGAGGCAGGGCGCAUGACCUACCUCACUCGCGAGUUCUUCCACCUUCUAGGCGAGAGACUUGGAGAGAAGGUGCUGCUGGUGGUGGCGGAGGAUGGCACAGGGCGCAUGGUGGGGGGUGCACUGAACCUGAACAUGAGUUGGAGUGGGGAUGAGACAGGGCGCAUGGUGGGGGGUGCGCUGAACCUGGUGGGAGGGGAGGCGGUGUUUGGGCGCAACUGGGGGGCGCUGCCUGGCACGCACUACCCUUUCCUGCACUUUGAAGCAAGCAUAGUGUUAUACGACGCCAUGGUGCGUCCCGCUUCGGAGUAUUGGGAGCAUGUCAAGAAGAUUAAGGAUGCAGACGAGCGGGUAGUCGGUGCAACCUGCAUCCAUUGCACACUUCCUGUGACGGCUAAUGCGACUAGGAUCCGCGAGCACAUAUUCGGCACUAACAAGAAGGAUAAAAACGUCGCGAUGUGCAAGUCGGACUACGCUAAGCAGCGGCGGGCGACAGCCGAUCAGGAGCGCUCAUCCACGGGAAAUGGUUCGGGUGGUACGGGAGGAUCAAACCGUGCCUCCACGUCCACGGUGGAAACGACGCCCGCGCGUCGCUCUCGGCAGCGAGAUAUCCGCGAAAUGACGGAUGAAGUUGCGCAGACUCGGCUGGAUUACCUGUGGGCUGCUGCAGUUGCCGAGAACGACCUCGCCUUCAACGUCAGCAAGUCGAAGUCGAUCCAGGCGUUCGUUGACGCGGUGAUCGUGUACGCGAAACCGUACACCCUCCCCACCCCGUACAAGGUAUCCGGCCCGCUGCUCGACAAGCUGAAGGCGGACUCGGAGGACCUUGUGCGGCCGUUGAAGGACAGUUGGAAGACAAGCGGGUGCACGCUCUCAAUCAAUGGGUGGACGUGCAUCAAAUCCCGCGGUUUGGUGUGUGUGAUCGCGCUGAAUGACACUGCACCCGUCAUCGUCGACAUCGUCGAUUCGAAGACCGCAAGGAAAACCCGGGACUACUUGGCGGGUCUAAUUGAUGGAGCGAUCAAGACGGUGGGGCCGAAGCAUGUCGUCCAAGUCGUGAUGGACAACGCCUCGAACAACAAGAACGCCGCCAACAAGCUACGCGUGGAGUAUCCGCAUAUCUUCUUCACCAACUGUGCCGCCCACUGCCUAGAUCUCAUGUUGCACGACAUCGGCAACAUCCCGGCUGUUAAGCGCGUCCUUGCUCAGGUGCACAGCGUGGUGAUGAUGAUCAAAGGCUCCGCUUCGGCCGUCGUUUUGUUCCGUGAGCUUUUUACCAAGCUCUCGUUGGUGCGGCCGGGUGCAACGAGAUUCGGCACCCAGGUCAUCAUGCUCGGCAGGUUCCUGGAGGUGAAGCGCGCGUUGAGGGCGAUGGUUGUCAGCGAGGAGUGGGAUGAUGUGGCGGUGGCACGGACGGAGGAGGGGAUGGAGGUUAGGAAGCUGCUUUUGGAUGAUGUUUUUUGGGACUGUGGGACGGCCGUGUUGCGCCUCAUGACUCCGGUCUACGAGGUUCUUCGCGCCGUUGACACACGGGCUCAACUCAUGGGGCAGCUGUACGGCCUCAUGCUUGAGGCCACGGUGAAGACGACUAAGGCGGCCGAGGAGGCUGGUAAUUCUCGUUAUACACUGUGCGCAGCAGCACACUUCAUCAAGCGGACGGGUCUGCUACUGCACAAGGACAAGAGCACCUUUCUCACCGCCAUCAAGUCGAUCAUAGCCAGGAGGUGGGACGCUCAACUGCACAACCCACUGCACGCCCUCGGUUGGCUUCUCAACCCCCGUAACCAGUACAUCGCGGAGGUAAGGAACGAUCCCGAGAUUAGGAAGGGGACGGAUGAGGUAAUCCAAGCCCGUGGGGGGGAUGUGCAGCAGCGCGUAACCCUAGCUGCACAGGUGGCUCAGUUUCACCGAGGGGAGGGCAGGCUGGGCUCUCACGAUGCCCGUUGGGCAGCAACGACCUUGGUGGCGGCGGGGCGCAUGACGGAUGCGGAAUGGUGGUUCCUGUUUGGUGGGGAUGUGCAGGCGCUCCAAGACCUGGCUGUGACGUCACUCUCACAGCCAGUCACCUCCUCCGAGGUGGAGCGCUAUUGGUCGGCGCUGGCACGUGUGCAGAGGCGCGACCGGAACCGCCUCACGGCGCAGAAGAUGACUGACGUCACCUUCGUCGCCUUCACCCGGCGGGCCCGUGAUGCCUUUGAUCGAAAGGCAGCCCUGCGUUCCAAGCUCUAUUCGGACCUGGGCAACGGCACCCUCAGGGAAGGGGCUGCCAUCAUCCCGGCCGAAGUGGAGGAGGAGGAAGGGGAUGCUGAAGAAGAGGGACAAGUGGAGGUGGAGGAAUGCACCAUUGAUUGGUCGGAAUUUGGAAGCAUCGGCAAGAAGAGGAAAGGGAAGGCGGGCAAUAGAGGCGGCAAUAGAAGCAGGGUUGGCACGGACAAUAGAGGCGGCAAUAGAAGCAGGGUUAGCAUGGGUGGAGGCGGGAGCACAGGGCGAGCACAAGCUACCACGAAGCUAUCUGCCCAUUAUGCCUUCCCCCUUGCCCGCAAUAGAGGCGGCAAUAGAAGCAGGGUUAGCACGGGUGGACGCGGGAGCGCAGGGAGAGCACAAGCUGCUGCGGGGCUAUCUGCCCACCGCCACCUACAGUGCUCUCACCACACCUUCCGGACUUGUCCCCCUUUCAAUCCGUCCCCCCAUCCCUGCGUUCCCCCCGUCCAUCGUUUUCCCCCGUCUCACCUUCCCAACCCAUUAUCUCCCCUUCAGGCAAUAGAGGCGGCCAUAGAAGCAGGGUUAGCACGGGUGGAGGCGGGAGCGCAGGGAGAGCACAAACUGCCGCAGGGCUAUCUGCCCACCGCCACCUACAGCACCAUGCGCUCCCGUUGCCUCUUCAUCCUCUCCCCCUUCCCACUUUCCCCCUUGUUUCCAUUUCCCCCUUGUUUCCAUUUCCCCCUUCCGCACUUCUCCCCUGCGCUUCAGGCAAUAGAGGCCGCAAUAGAAGCAGGGUUAGCACGAGUGGAGGCGGGGGCACAGGGCGAGCACAAGCUGCCGCGGGGCUAUCUCCCCACCGCCACCUACAGCGCCCACCACAUCCCUGACCCUGCCUUUCGCUCAGCAAUUGCCGGGUUCCUCGAACGGGAGACUGUACAGGUGCAAUACGCCCUUUCAGUUAUGGACCAAGAGGCAAACCCUUUCAAGAAGCCACCAACCACAGGCGCCUCAUAA
Molecule: messenger RNA, 3477 nt
Organism: Closterium sp. Naga37s-1
Lineage: Eukaryota; Viridiplantae; Streptophyta; Zygnematophyceae; Desmidiales; Closteriaceae
Source: the annotation of a GenBank genome assembly